CAAUCUAUCCGUACGAAUGGACUAUACAUGAUAUGCACCAAUUGAUCUCAGCCUGACUCAUAUGUCUAAGUUUUCUCCGGUGACAACAGAACCAGAAAAGUGCUCCAAUGGAAGUAACACAACACCACAAAACACUGGCCGUAGCUACCGUGAAUGUUGACGUCGAAAAGCCGAGAACCACGGGUUAUACUGCUCCUACGGAAGAAGAAGAAUCCAUAUCGCUCGACCAGCUCCCAAAGCAGUUGUUCUGGGAGACUCGAGAACUCUUCCAGUGGAACGGCUUCUGGUAUCGCCCCUGCCAUCUCAAGGCCGCCCUGGCUCUUCGUUCACGGUUCCGGCCGCGAGACGACGACGUCCUCUUGGCAUCUGCCAUGAAAACUGGAAGCACGUGGCUCAAAGCGCUCUGUUUCUGCAUCUUGACAAGCACUAAACACAAACAGAGUCAAGAGAAUGGCAACAUUGCAGCCGGCACCGAACAAGAAGAUCGGUUGGAAGACCCCCUGGCGGUUAACCACCCCGCGCAUUACGUGAAGACCUUGGAGGUCCAGGUAUUCACGGAGAACCCGCCUCCGGACCUCUCGGUCAUCGAGUCUCCAAGGUUGUUCCACACCCACUUGCCUUACAGUGCGCUUCCCGGAUCCGUCAAGGCCUCUCCAUGCAAAAUCAUCUACCUCACGCGCAACCCGAAAGACACCCUCGUCUCCCUGUGGCACUUCUUCAACCACCUCCGGAGCAACGAAGAGGGUCCCUUCCCGUUUGAGCGCGCCUUUGAGGGCUUCUGCGAUGGGGUCUGCUUGUUCGGGCCUUUCUUUGACCACGUGCUCGAGUAUUACAAUGCGAGCUCGAAGAUGCCGGAGAAGGUGCUGCUCUUGAAGUACGAGGACCUGAAGAGAGACCCGAGAGGACAAGUGAAGCGGCUGAGCUCAUUCCUUGGGAGGCAGUUGGAGGAGGAAGAGGAAGUGGAGGACAUUGUUUGGAGGUGCAGCUUGGAGAGGCUCAAGAGCUUGGAGGUGAACAAGGGCGGGGUCGAUCCGUGGGUGAACAUGCCGAACAGCGCCUUCUUCAGGAAGGGCAUUGUCGGGGACUGGAAGAGCUUGUUCACGGCGGAGAUGGCCCAGCGUCUCGACGAGAUCGCAAGGACGAAGCUCGAAGGGUCAGGACUUGACCUCUGCAUCGAUACAUGACGGAGGCGGCUCGCGUAGAAGACAAAUUACGCGACCCGGGUAUGCAUUGAAAACUUAACACACACACACACAGAAAUAACGUCGAGUCCCGCUAGCUAUUUCCAUGCAGUAAAGACACGCUCGUGUCAUGAUCUCGUGAAAUCCGAAUCAAUAAUUCGGGAGGAUCCAAUCUUAAUGAGAUCCUUCCAAUAAAAUCGUUAUGUAAACUGAGUUACUGUUCUUGUUGCAAACAAUAGAAUGUUCAAAUGAUGCUUCA
Syzygium oleosum is the source of this 1440-nucleotide messenger RNA. RefSeq names its product cytosolic sulfotransferase 12-like. NCBI's taxonomy places the organism in Eukaryota, Viridiplantae, Streptophyta, Magnoliopsida, Myrtales, Myrtaceae. The transcript is spliced from 2 exons. Gene Ontology annotation, molecular function: sulfotransferase activity. The coding region runs from base 108 to 1184 and encodes 358 amino acids. The record is from RefSeq and is a predicted model, not a curated record. Gene Ontology annotation, cellular component: cytoplasm. Gene Ontology annotation, biological process: sulfation.